Molecule: messenger RNA, 1383 nt
Organism: Metschnikowia bicuspidata var. bicuspidata NRRL YB-4993
Lineage: Eukaryota; Fungi; Ascomycota; Pichiomycetes; Serinales; Metschnikowiaceae
Gene: SOF1
Product: rRNA-processing protein
Exons: 1
Coding region: 1-1383 (460 amino acids)
Biological process (GO): maturation of SSU-rRNA from tricistronic rRNA transcript (SSU-rRNA, 5.8S rRNA, LSU-rRNA)
Cellular component (GO): small-subunit processome; nucleolus
Molecular function (GO): protein binding
Source: RefSeq, a predicted model, not a curated record
AUGAAAGUCAAGACCAUCAGCAGGUCUGCAGACACGUAUGUGCCCGCCAGAAACACCCAGGAACUGGCCUUGCCGCGCAACUUGAACCCCGCACUCCAUCCCUUUGAAAGGGCCCGCGAAUACACCCGCGCCGUCACGGCCACAAAGCUCGAGCGCAUGUUCGCACAGCCCUUUGUGGGCCAGAUGGGCGACGGCCAUCGCGACGGCAUCUACUGCAUCUCCAAGAACUUCCAGACGACCAACCAGAUCGCAUCUGGGUCCGGCGACGGCGUGGUCAAGUACUGGAACAUGAGCUCACGUGACGAGGCGUUGAGUUUCCGGGCCCACUACGGCAUGGUCACGGGGCUCGCCAUCACGCCGCGCCGCGGCAUGCUCUCGUGCGGCGACGACAAGACCAUCAAGUUGUGGUCGUUGCAGAGCGCGGAUUUCGGCGAGGCUGUGGACGACUUGGACGUGUACCGCCAGCAGGGCAACACGUCCGGGCUCCUCAAGACGUUUGCCGGCGAGCACGCGUUCAGCGGGUUGGACCACCACUUUUCCGAGGACGUGUUUGUGACCGGCGGCGCGGCCAUCCAGUUGUGGAACACCAGCCGCUCCAGCGCCGUGGCCAACCUCCUGUGGGGCGCGGACAACGUGACCGGCGUGCGCUUCAACAAGACCGAGACCAACGUGGUGGCCAGCUGCGGCCUGGACAACUCCAUCGUGUUGUACGACAUCCGCACCAGCACGCCCGUGCAGAAGGUGGUGACCGCCUUGCGCGCCAACGAUAUCGCCUGGAACCCCAUGGAGGCCUACCACUUUGCCUCCGGCCACGAUGACCACAAUGCGUACUUGUGGGACAUGCGCGACUUGACCAAGUCGCUCAACGUGUACAAGGACCACGUGAGCGCCGUCACCUCCGUGGACUUUUGCCCCACGGGCAAGGAGCUCGUCACGGGCUCCUACGACAAGACCAUCCGCAUUUACCGUGCCCGCGAGGGCCACUCGCGCGACAUCUACCACACCAAGCGCAUGCAGCGCGUGUUCGCUGUGGCCUACACCACGGACAGCCGCUACAUUGUCAGCGGCUCCGACGACGCCAACGUGCGCUUGUGGCGCGCCAACGCGUCCGAGCGCUCCAACGUCAAGUCCGGCCGCGAGCGCUCCAAGCUCAACUACGACAACAAGUUGAAGGAGCGCUACAAGUACAUGCCGGAGGUCAGGCGCAUUGCACGCCACCGCCACUUGCCGGGCGUGGUCAAGAAGGCCCAGGAGAUCAAGCGCGUGGAGGUGGACAGCUUGAAGCGCCGCGAGGAGAACGAUCGCCGCAACCGCAAGGACGGCAGCCGCCCGCGCGUGCCGGAGCGCCAGAAGCACAUCCGCGGCACCGCCUGGAAGGACUAG